UCGGCGGAGAAACAGGAAGCGUUACCGCAGGGAGAGAGAGCGAGAGAGGGAGGUGGAGUGGGGCGCAUGAAUGAAACGGGCAGGCCGUGAAACGCUGCCAUCUCUCAAAUCAGGACAGCACUGACCACGGCUGGGAUGUGGGCGGCAUUAUGAGCGUGAAAGCUUUUGAGCUGGUUCCCGCCGUGGAGCGGGAACAAGUGAUGGGCGAAAAGCUGCGGAUAAACAUCGAAUGCAUCGAGUGCUGCGGCGUACAUCUGUACCUUGGCACCAAUGACUGCUUCAUCCAUCACUUCCUACUAGAGGAGCGCACUACAUCCAAAGGUAAGCUGGCCUACAAUGCCCAGAAGCUCCUCCACAAAUACCUGGGCCUGAAGAAGCCAGUGGCAGAGCUGAAGGCUGCCUCUGCUUUAGAACGUCUAAUCGUCCUCUGUGACUCAACCAUCACUGUUGUGGACAUGGUUACUCUGGAGCCUUUGCCCACCGGGGGCACAAAGCUCAAAGGUGUGACUGCGUUUUGCAUCAAUGAGAAUCCAGUGAAGGGGGACGCGUUCUGUGUGGAAAUGGCAGUGGUUUUGGCACGCAGACGGGCCGUCCAGAUCUGUACGGUCCAUGAGGACAGAGUGCAGAUGUUAAAGGAAGUGACCACACCAGAGCAGCCCUGUGCCCUGAGCCUGGACGGAUACAAUAUCUGUCUAGCUCUGUCCACGCAGUAUAUGAUUCUCAACUACAGCACAGGAGCCUCUCAGGACCUGUUCCCUUACGACUGUGAAGAAAGGAAACCCAUUGUUAAGAGGAUUGGCCGGGAAGAGUUUCUCCUGGCUGCUCCAGGCGGGCUUGGGAUGUUUGCUAACGCAGAGGGCAUAUCUCAGCGUGCUCCGGUCAGCUGGUCAGAGAGCGUGAUUGCGGCGGCUGUGUGUUUCCCAUAUGUGGUCGCACUGGAUGAAGGCUUUGUGACAGUUCACAGCAUGUUGGACCAGCAGCUCAAACAGACUCUGUCAUUCAGAGAUGGACACCUUCUACAGGAUUUUGAAGGUAAGGUGGUGUUGGCCUCUUCAAAAGCGGUGUAUAUACUGGUUCCUCUCCCUCUGGAGCGUCAGAUCCAAGACCUGUUGGCAAGCCAUCGAGUUGAAGAGGCCCUGACCCUCACCGAGGCAGCACAGAGAAACAUUCCCAAAGAAAAAUAUCAGAUAUUGCACAAAAGAAUUCUCCAACAAGCAGGAUUCAUCCAAUUUGGCCAGCUUCAGUUUUUAGAAGCAAAAGAACAUUUUAGGAAAGGACAGCUGGAUGUACGGGAGCUGAUCUCUCUUUAUCCUCUGCUCCUUCCUGCCUCUUCCUCGUUCACACGUUGCCAUCCACCACUUCAUGAAUUUGCUGACUUGAACCACCUGACACAAGGGGACCAGGAGAAGGUACAGCACUUCAAACGUUUCCUCAUUAGCUACCUGCACGAGGUGCGCAGCAGCGACAGUGCUAAUGGUUUCCGUGAAGACGUAGAUACGGCAUUGCUGAAGCUCUACGCAGAGACCGGCCAUGAGAGUCUUCUGGACUUGCUAGCCUCCGAUAACGCCUGUCUCCUGGCAGACAGCGCCCCCUGGCUGGAGAAGCAUCACAAGUAUUUUGCUCUUGGGCUUCUAUAUCACUAUAAUGGUCAAGAUUCUGCUGCUUUACAGAUGUGGGUGAAGAUCGUCAGCGGAGAUCUCCAGGACUCAACACGACCAGAUCUGUUUGAAUAUGUUGUAGAUUUUCUUAGUUUUUGCUCCAACCUUGAUCUUGUGUGGCGGCAUGCAGCCUGGGCACUACAGAAGGAUCAGAAGAUUAGUGUCCAGAUCUUCACCAAACGGCCUACCUCAGAGGAGAAGACGGGCCAGUUAAACCCAGAUGACGUGAUCACGUAUUUGCAGAAGCACAGUCAAGCCCUGCUGCUCUACCUGGAGCACCUUGUUCUUGAGAAGAGAUUGCAGAACGAGAAGUAUCACACACAUCUGGCUGUGCUGUAUGCAGACAGAGUGCUGGGUCUGAUCUCACGACCAUCAGCCACUGAUGACCAGCUGUCUGCUGCCCGCCAGAAACUACAACGGUUACUGAAAGAGUCUAAUCUGUACAGGGUCCAGUUACUAUUAGGUAAAAUUCAGGACUCCGAGAUGCUGCUGCUUGAGCGAGCUACACUACAUGGGAAGUUAGAGGAACAUGACAAGGCCUUGCACAUUCUAGUGCACCAGCUCAAAGACUCGGCUGCAGCUGAGGAAUACUGCUCUUGGUCCUCUGCGUCUCAUGACCAGUCCUACCGUCAGAACCUUUUCCACCAACUCUUGAGUGUUUACUUGGAAACGGAUGUACCGGGAGGGGCACAAACAGUAGCUGCCGUUGACUUGCUUAACCGGCACGCUGAAGUUUUUGAUGCAUUGCGUGUGUUAAAGCUGCUCCCAGAAGUGUGGUCUCUGCCGUUACUCCGUCCUUUCCUGUGCGGGGCGCUGAGGGCCAGUGUGCAUGCACGGUGCACUUCCCAGAUUGCAGUGGGGCUGGCCAGAACACAAAACCUUCAGCUUCAGCAUGACAGGCUAAAGUAUCGAGGCGGCCCAAUAUUAGUGUCUGAAAAGAAAGGAUGCCAGCUGUGCCACAAUACCUUUAGCGAGCCAGACUGCGCCUGCUUGCCCGGCGGAACGCCUGUUCACAUUCACUGUGUCGCCAAGAAAGCCCUGAACUUACCAGUAGAGCACCAACACGAAAAUGCCCACCGCAGCAACCACACAUGAAGCUGAUCAGUACCAUGGGGCAGUCGACACAUGCUGGCGUCACACCUGUACCGCGCACACGGGGAGAAAGCUGAGUGCAUAGAGCACCAGUUCAGAGCCCACGCCAGCGCUCUUGGUGCGACCAGGACCUGCUUUCUCUGUGUGUGAGGAGUCAGUCAGCAAAUGAGUGUGUGGAUGUCUGAAAUACUAUUUAUUCCAUAAUCCCUCUGUGUGUACACACAACACUGACAAUGAAUAUGAGUAUAUUUUAAUGUCAAACAAAACUCUAAAGAAAAUCUGACAUUGUCUUUUGGUUGGUCUUUUUAGCAUUGCCUUAUGAUGACUGGUCCAGUGGCUGUCUUUAAAUGGAUGGUGUUCAUAAUAACUAUUGUUUGCAAGCUGUUUGGGGUCAAAAUACUAGUGUCUUGACUGUCUGUUCUCUGUGAGCAGAAUUAUCAAAAAUUAGUUUGUGGUCGAUGUUCUCAGAGAGUGACAGGUUAUAUAUAGCCUUAAGUGAUUAAAUCGCAAUUCAUUUAAUAUAAGGGAGAAAUGCUCAAAAAAGACAAUGUUUUCAUAAUUUCAUUAUGAAUAUGGUUUGUGGUCAUCAUAGCCAUUUUAAACCAUUUAAUAGAGAUAAAAAGGGAAGAGUUUCCAUGUUCAUUUAUAGUCCGAUCUGGAAAAAACUUCAAAUUUACAUCAAAGUGUUAUGUAAGAUUCUACAAUGAAAGUUUAUGAAUAAUAAGCACAACCCAAGAAAGAUUUUCAUGUGUGUGUGUCUCUCUCUCCCUCAUUUCCCCGUCGAAAGUUGAUUUGGCUUGAUAUUUCCCUUUGAAGUCAAGUUUAAGUGAUAUUUAGUAAAAUUGUAGCUCUAUCAAACAAACACAGCACAGCCUGAGUCCAUUGGUUUGUGUACAUGUUAUAACUAAAUGCUAAAAUGCAUAUAUUACAUCCAAACUGUUCGUUUCUCAUAUGCAUGUGGUGAUAUGGGCAGGGCAUGUUUUAAGAAUGCUAAGCUGAGAUUUUAAUGCUCAAAAAAUGUUUUAACAUGAUCAAUUAUUUGUGAUUUUUAGGGAAGCAUGGUAACAAAUAGCUGCGGAAGGUUUUGCCUGAGAAUAAUCUUUAACCUCAUAUUUGAAUAAGUAUUUGAAAAAUACUUUGUCUGUGAAAGUGAAAAUAGUGGGAUUUUUAAAGGUAGAAUAAGUGAAGGGCGGGGGGGGGAGCACAGAUUAAACACUGCCUACUUAAUAUAAAUACGUAAAAUAAUAUCGGCUACGAUGAGGGAAAGGCAGGAUGACUAUUUGCCUUGAGAUGUUUUUACAGAAACGGUUUAUACUGGUCACUGCUACAAGGAUGAUGGUUAAUUCUAUUCAAAAAAUUGUUCCACAGUUAAAUACAUAAAUUACUUUGGGUAUCGUACACAAUAUCUUGGUUUGUGAAUCCGACAUAUGCCUGUGUAGUAAAGUUCCAUUCGUCAUAUGUGCAACCAAAUCGUUCCUUAUCUAAAGAGAGAUUGAACAUUUUUCAGCUUGAGCAAUUAUAAAUGGAAACCUUCUACGUUGCUACAUCUCUUUAUAUCCUCUUAAAGUAUUUUAUACAUAUAAAUAUACAUAGAUGCUGGUGUGUACAUACUGUAUUAUUAACGGUUUGUUGCUUUGUAAAUCAAUGCCAGUGUGGGUGGAAUGUACAGAAUGUAAAGACGUCCAUUUUAAUAAACAAGACUAUGCCUACAUAAA
Molecule: messenger RNA, 4465 nt
Organism: Sinocyclocheilus anshuiensis
Lineage: Eukaryota; Metazoa; Chordata; Actinopteri; Cypriniformes; Cyprinidae
Product: transforming growth factor-beta receptor-associated protein 1 homolog
Exons: 12
Coding region: 150-2753 (867 amino acids)
Biological process (GO): vesicle-mediated transport; endosomal vesicle fusion; autophagy
Cellular component (GO): membrane; cytoplasm
Source: RefSeq, a predicted model, not a curated record